AUGGAGACCAACCCUGCUGUCACCUCCACUCAGGCGGCAUUGGCCGACAGAGAAAGCCUGCUCUCGAUCCAGAGACAAGGGCACAGGCACCGCAACUAUGCGCACUUCAGUCGUUUUCGCUUCUCCAGCGAUGUUAAGAUUCUCGAAUGCCUUGCCCACAUCAAAGCAACCCAGGCAAAGAAAGGGGCGGUGCCACGGCCUAACCCUAGUAUUCAGUCAUCGUCCCAGAAUACCAAUGCCCAAAACCAACCUGAUGGCGGGGACCAGAACUCCAGGGGUAACAACGAUGGAAAUGCCAGCGACUCGGAUGGGGAAGAUGACCAGCAGCGUCAAGGUCUCGCCCAGGUGACGGAAGACGGCUUUUCACGGUUACAAGCGCUGCAGACGCUGCUGGAAACCUCGGACCCGGUCAUCUCUAACCGGAUCCGAUGGCUGAGGAUCGAAGACCCGGACAAUUUUGUGCUGUUCUGUCAUCUUGCCGCCCUUAAAGCGCUGCAACAGCCCUGGGAUAGGGUCCUCAAGCGCAUUCGAAGCAACGUGGAUGAGAGCAUACAGCUGGUGCCGGUAAUACAGCAAUACUACCAGAAAGUAGUGGGUAGACCGCGCAAAGCUUCAGACCAAUUUAUCAACCUGGCGCACCGCAUGGAGAGGUGGGACAGCAAUUUGGCCAGGUUCGACGAGCAACAUAGGCGGUGGAAGCUGAUCCCCGUACGGGGAGAUGCACCAAUAAAACAGCCUCUGGAAUUCCACAUAGACAUUCGGAAAAGAUUCAACACCAUCUGCUCCACAGAGAACACGGAGUUCUUCUGGUGGGCGGAACAGGCUAUCCUCAGAGUGCUGAGCCGGUUCGACGCUCACCGUGAACACCAACCGCUCCGAAACACGCCAUUCAUGCCAUACACAGCUAAACAUCUCAUCGGUGUGGUCGAGCACAUAUAUUCCCAGCUGUGGACGGAGUGCUCUUCCUUAACCUGGUCUGAAGACACUUCCCGCCGGGUUUACAGCCUCGCGCGCCGGUUUAUCCGCACGUCGCUCACCGAAGAUGAAGAGACAAAACGCAUGGUAGACGUGGCCGUAAUAGUGGACUGUUUCGUCAAUAAGGUGUGGGUGGAUGUGGGGAGGGGUAUCUGCAAGGCCCUGAAGGCAGGGCAGACCAAGUGUUCCACGGACGACCUCGAGAUCCCCAAAAUCCUUCGGCACUCGCGCGCAGAAAACAACCUAAAGGACACGUACAAAAUUUGGCUCGUUUCCAGCCACAAAAGUGACCCCAACGCCCAGGCAGCCGCCCUCAUCGAGGCAGAUCCCGGUCCGCUGCAAUAUCAGGGAGUGGACAAGGUGAACCCCAGCGAGCUCUCCCGGGUCUGCGCCUCCGUGUAUGAUAGGCUUGGGCCCGCCAGACUGCCAAACGCAACAUUCUUCAGCGAUGCGUUCCCUGAGCCGGGGAAACCGUACCUCCUCGUAUUUGAGGGCCCCUGGUGUAUCAAAGUUGUCAAAAUCUCGACAGAGGAAAUUAUUCACAUGGGCUGGCAUCCUCUUGCGAAGGGCCAAUCCGGGUACGGGCGGUUCUAUGCUAUUCCAAUGGGAGGCGUGAAAAUUCCUGUAUUGACAAGCAUGGAGGAGACCAUGGUUCAAAUGAUGAUUCCGGAUGGUCGGUUGGUAUCGAGGGCGGAUGUCGCGAAGCAGAUGGAAGACGAGGGGUGA
Molecule: messenger RNA, 1701 nt
Organism: Podospora anserina S mat+
Lineage: Eukaryota; Fungi; Ascomycota; Sordariomycetes; Sordariales; Podosporaceae
Exons: 1
Coding region: 1-1701 (566 amino acids)
Source: RefSeq, a predicted model, not a curated record